ACCAAAGAUAAACAAAAAACCUUCUCCUAACGAAGAUCAACAAAAAGAUCAAGAGAUGGAUAAUGCCGAAGCAUUCUUCAUUUGUGAGAUUUGUACAGAACAAGUUCCAUUGCAACAAAUUUUCAAGAGCGACCAACAAAAAUCGACAAAACCGAUGAACAAAAACAAGAAGAGAAGAAGAUCAUUUGCAUCUUCAUCACCACCGUGCGCACAUCCGUUCUGCACUGACUGCAUUGCGAAAUACAUUCAAGUAAUGGUUGAAGAAAGCGAUAAACCAGAUAUAAUAUGUCCUGACAUGAAUUGCGUGAAUGUCUUGGACCCUCUAUCAUGCCGUUCAUUUAUUCCUCCAAAGGUAUUUGUCAGAUGGUGUGAUUAUUUAUGCAAAUCAACAGUUUGUGAAAGGUACGAUACAGCUUACUGUCCCAAUCCUUAUUGCUCAGAGUUGGUUUUGAAUGUAUGUAAACGUCGUUUAAGACAACCAAGACAUCUCUUCUGGAGACGAUGGUUAACAAGGAACGAAAACAAGAUGAUAUCAAAAUGCCCACAUUGUAAGCUGCUGUUUUGUCUAAGAUGCAUGGUUCUAUGCCAAGACAAUCAUCAGUGCGUUAACGGUAUUAGUGGUAGUAUUAGUAGAAAGGUUAAGCGAGCAAAUGAGGCUAAGUUCAUGCAGAUGGUUGCAAGCAAAAAAUGGAAGAGAUGUCCAACCUGCAAGAUUUAUAUAGAUCGCUACGAGGGUUGUCCUCACAUUGAAUGCAGAUGUGGGACGGAAUUUUGCUACGAAUGUGGAAAGACAGAAUAUCUAUGCGUUUGCUACCAAGCAAUAAGAACGGUGGUACAUGGCCGAGGAGAAGAUCAUCAACGAGCAAUUAGAGUUUCUUGUUUUGUUAGACCCUUGAUUUUUACAGUAAAGUCUUUGCUUCAACGGCAUCGGUCUCGUUUGUCUUGUUCUACUAUAGAAAGGGGAAUCUAGCUAGUCUAGUGUAGUGUAGCUGUAUUUGGUCAUUUGAUGUUUAGACCCAUAAAUGUGUAAAGCUCUGAUCCGUUCUUUGUUGCAAUGAAGUAGCGCGCUUAACCGAUCAAUCCAACUCUUUAC
This is a messenger RNA of Papaver somniferum (opium poppy), 1093 nucleotides long. Its product is annotated as probable E3 ubiquitin-protein ligase RNF217. Bases 56 to 970 code for a protein of 304 amino acids. Gene Ontology annotation, cellular component: cytoplasm; ubiquitin ligase complex. The record is from RefSeq and is a predicted model, not a curated record. NCBI's taxonomy places the organism in Eukaryota, Viridiplantae, Streptophyta, Magnoliopsida, Ranunculales, Papaveraceae. The transcript is spliced from 2 exons. Gene Ontology annotation, molecular function: ubiquitin protein ligase activity; zinc ion binding; ubiquitin conjugating enzyme binding. Gene Ontology annotation, biological process: ubiquitin-dependent protein catabolic process; protein polyubiquitination; positive regulation of proteasomal ubiquitin-dependent protein catabolic process.